GCAGAAUCGUCCCUCCUUCGCGCAUGCGCAUUUGCAGAGCCGCGUCACUGGGGCCGGAGAGCAUCUCGCGCGUCCUGUCUGUCUGAAGACAGCUAAGCAGCGGGGAAACAAUCAUGGGGGGAAUAAAAUUGCCUAGACAUAUGUUCUUGUGGAGCAUGUCCGUCAUCUACAUGUUUGCUUUCGCUUCCCUUUACGUGCAAAUCCCAGGUCUCUAUGGGAACGAGGGAAUCCUGCCGGCACGCUGGCAGAUGCGUUAUUUGGGCAAGUCGCUGCUGGAGCAGCUGAAAGAUUCUCCCACCCUGCUGUGGCUGGGACCCCAACUGGCCCUGGACACCCAGCAGGGCAUGGAGCUCAUCUGCCUGCUGGGGGCCACGCUGGCCUUCGGGGCCAUGGUGCUGGAGCCGCUGAGGGGUAGCCUGGUGUUCUUCAGCCUUUGGGUCCUCUACCGCUCCGUCUACCAGGUUGGUCAGGUCUUUCUGUACUUCCAGUGGGACAGUCUCCUGCUGGAGGCGGGAUUUCUAGCCAUCCUCGUGGCCCCCUUGAACUUGCUCUGGCAGUCCCCCGCAAAGCACCAUGACGCCACCACCUUCUGGCUGGUGCGAUGGCUGCUUUUUCGCCUCAUGUUCGCCUCCGGGGUCGUCAAGCUCACCAGCCGCUGCCCAACUUGGUGGGGCCUCACUGCCCUGACAUAUCACUACGAAACGCAGUGCAUCCCCUCGCCCCUGGCCUGGUACGCCCACCAACUCCCCGUGUGGUUUCAGAAGCUCAGCAUUGUGGGCACCUUCCUCAUCGAGAUCCCAGUCCCCUUUCUCUUCUUCGCUCCCAUUAGGAGACUGAGGAUCUUUGCCUUCUACGCGCAGGUGUUGCUACAAGUGCUCAUUAUCCUAACAGGAAACUACAACUUCUUCAAUCUGCUCACCAUCGUUCUGUGCUUCUCGCUGCUGGAUGACGACCAUGUCAACUUCUGGCUGAGACGUGGCAAGAAGACAAAAGAAAAAUCCGGCUACCAAGCUGCGAUUUCGUGGACAGCGUUCAUGACUGAACUGGGUGUCUACGGCCUGAUGUUCUACUGCACCACGCUGUAUUUUGGGCUGGAGAUCAACUGGGAGAAGAAGAGCGUGCUUUCAAAAACAGAAUUCACCUACCAUCAGUUCAACAGCUUUCUGAAGAUGGUCACCUUUCCCAGUAUUUGGCUUGGCAUGCUGUCUCUUGUCUGGGAGGUGGUCACGGCCAUGUAUAAAUGUGCCUGCGUUCAAGGAUUCUUCUGGAAGCUUUGGGCUACUGUCCAGUGGGCCGUCUUUGCCACAGCUGCUGCUGGCAUGUUUGCCAUCAGUUUGGUGCCGUACACUUACAUCGAGUACAACUCUCAUGGAAACCUCUGGCCGGACCUGCAUAAGGCAUACAGUGCGGUGAACCGCUACCACCUGGUUGGCUCCUACGGCCUGUUCAGGAGGAUGACGGGAGUGGGGGGCCGGCCUGAGGUGGUGAUUGAGGGCAGCAUGGACAAGAACACCUGGAUGGAGAUCGAGUUCAUGUACAAACCUGGUAAUGUGAGUGGUCCGCAGCCGAUGGUGGCACCCCACCAGCCUCGCUUGGACUGGCAGAUGUGGUUCGCAGCACUUGGCCCCCACACCCAGAGCCCCUGGUUUCCCAGCCUGGUGUACCGACUGCUGCAGGGCAAGAAGGAUGUGAUUAACCUGAUCCAGGUGGACGAGUCCAAGUACCCCUUCAGGCAACAGCCCCCCACUUUUAUCCGUGCUCUCCUCUACAAAUACCGGUUCACAGAUGCCCAAGAGAACGGGUGGUUCACCCAGCUGUGGUGGAGGAGGCGCUAUGUAGAGGAAUUUUUCCCCACCGUGCACCUGGGAGACCCUUUCCUGGAUGGUCUUCUCACGCAGUACGGCCUGAAGGACAAAGGCCUGACCCGCCGAAACUCGGAUGCAGCAGUCCCUUGGCUCCUGAGGCUCGUCAGGGAGCACAUCCAGACUAUGUCAGGGCCCCUCGUGCUUUGGUCCCUCUUCAGCGCUGGAGCCGCCAUCUGCCUCCUCAAGGCACUAUUCUCCUUGACCCCCAAGGAGAGCAAGUCUGUCCCCUCCAAGCCGAACAGUGGGAAGACCAAGGAAACGGACCCCCCUAGUUCGAAAAAGGACUACGUGCAGGAAAAAGAGGAGGACCUCUCUCCUGGCCACGAGGAGGAGGAGGAGGAGAAGGUGCAGAAUUUGGAUAACAACCCAGAAUAAAAGGAAGUGAUGUCACCCUGCCCAUAUCUUCGUAUUAAUGCAGUGGGUAACUCUCAGGUGCUUAUUCCCCACACCCAGGGAUGGAUUACGGACCGGGCCAGCGGGGCCGCUGCCCAGGGGCCCUUGGGGUGCAGGGGGCCCGUGGGGCCCCUAGCCCAAAACAAUUUGCAACGCUUAUCAACAAUGUAUUUUCAUUUGUCUAUUUUAGAGGGCCUACAUUCUUUGAUCCUCUGCCUACAAGGGCCCCUGACCCUAUAGGGAGGGCGUUUGGCUGCCAAGGGCCCUUGAAUUGUGGUGGUUGUGGUGGUGGUGCUGGUGGUGGUGGGGGGCCCUCGCAAACGUUUUGCCCAGGGGCUCACACAACCCAUAAUCCGUCCCUGCCCACACCCACUGCCUCUUGAAUGCUCUGCUUACUUUCCAUGUGGUUUCUGCUUCCACUCAAAGUAUGCUCUUUGACACUGUGCUCUUCCUUCUGUGAGAACACUUGCAUUUUUCUCACAAAGUGUUGCUCUCUUCCACCAAGAUUCUUAGUCCAGCUUGCUGGAACCACAGAGUUCACCCUUCUCCUGUUUCAGAAGUUACACAUUCUUUUGUAAAAGGUUUUUUUUUUUUGUUUUGUCCCAGAUACCCCGAGUCUAUGAAGUCGCUCGUCAUGAAGCUAUUGUGAUUAGAGCAUCAAGGCUUUUCCAGUUUGCCAGACGCAUGAAGAUUUUCAUAUUUGUGCAUUCGUAAUCGAUGUGCUGCAUGGUCUUUUUGACGCUACUCUUUAGAAACAUCUCAAGACGCAUCAGGUUGGCAGCGUGUUCAAAUAUGGCAGUGUUGGUGGAGUGUUCAAAAUAGCAAAAUCCGUGCCGUUCAAAAUCUACUGUGUCGUCAUCUUUGUUGAAGUAUGAACUUGCAUGACACAAGCGAAAUCUUAGCACCAUGGACUGGUUGCAGCAGUGGUCCUAUUUACAUUGUAUCAGUGGUUUGGACUAAUAACUUUAUGGAUUCCUUUUUAGUAGAUCCACCAAAGCAAAGUAUUUUUAUGUUUUUUUGAUGGCUGGUAAUCAAAGGAAACUACAAUGUCAAAGAGAACCUCUGCUAAGUCUUUCAAGGUUUUGAAAUGACAUUAAAUCCUUAUAAAGUUCAAAUGUUAAAAUGUUGAACUUGCUAAGUAAAGAGACUUUAUAAUGUGUAAACAGCCAUUUGUACUUGUGAGAGAGAAGAUGAAAGUGUCCUGUUGGCUUGUAGAACAGAGUUCUUAGGGUAAACCUAUUAGCCUCUUAGCUUUGGUGACGAUAAAUUAAAUGGUGUAAUAUUUCAGUUGGCUUGUGAAUCGGUCCUGGUGAAUCGGUCUUUCACAUGUGGCUUUUGUUGGCCUAACGUUUCAAAAGGACUUUCUCUCCUUGUUUAAUUCUGAAGUCGUCAGCAGGGUAGCAAAGUCUAAUUGUGAUAGUUGUCCUUGAACUAAAUAGUCUCUUUCCUUAUGGUGUUACCUUGGGUCUCUUAUGGAUGUGGACUCAUAUCCCUUCUGGGUUUUGAGAUGAAAAUAAGCCAAUCUGCUGGACCUGGACGCCAAAUACCUUGUGUUACUGACAGAGAUGGGAUGUCACUGCACACUUAAUGUCAUUAUGUGACUGAAGUGCCACCUAGGUGGUUGAGUUGGGUGGUCAAAACUGUUCCAGGAUCAUGUCCAAUUCUGUUUAAGUCCGGCUAUUCUAAUUGAUGUAGGUCGUCUUUCACUAAUGUGGGAUUUAUGAUGAGUUUUUUUCCCAAGUCUUCACUGUGCACCAGCAUUUUCUUUUAAAGCAACUAUUUUAUGUACUUUCCCAAACCAUAACUCCCUCUUAGUUAAAUAUGCAAAAUGAAAAAUAUUUUUAAUGGUUUUGGUCACAUAUUUGUAUAAUAAAGGUUAUAUAUGAAUGUCAAAA
Messenger RNA from Brienomyrus brachyistius, 4153 nucleotides. RefSeq names its product lipase maturation factor 2-like. Gene Ontology annotation, cellular component: endoplasmic reticulum membrane. The record is from RefSeq and is a predicted model, not a curated record. Gene Ontology annotation, biological process: protein maturation. NCBI's taxonomy places the organism in Eukaryota, Metazoa, Chordata, Actinopteri, Osteoglossiformes, Mormyridae. Bases 114 to 2240 code for a protein of 708 amino acids. The transcript has 14 exons.